AUGCUCAUCUCUGGAUCAUCAGCGGCCCUCUGUGCAUUGGCUUUGCCUUUUGCGGCGGCCAAGUCGUUAUGGUCUGAUUCCCCAGGAAAUUAUAGUAGCUUCAUAACCACUGCAUUUCCUCUAGGAAAUGGACGAUUGGGGGCCAUGCCUAUAGGUUCCUACGACAAGGAAAUUGUCAAUCUCAAUGUCGACUCGUUAUGGCGUGGAGGGCCCUUUGAAAGUCCGACAUACUCAGGAGGAAAUCCAAAUGUUUCUAAGGCAGGUGCACUUCCUGGUAUCAGGGAAUGGAUAUUCCAAAAUGGGACAGGCAACGUCUCUGCGCUGCUGGGCGAGUAUCCGUACUACGGAUCGUACCAGGUGUUGGCAAAUCUGACCAUCGACAUGGGCGAAUUGAGCGAUAUUGACGGAUACCGUCGGAACUUGGACUUGGAUUCGGCUGUUUACUCGGACCAUUUCAGCACCGGCGAGACCUAUAUCGAAAGGGAGGCUUUCUGCUCGUAUCCGGAUAAUGUCUGCGUCUACAGACUCAGCUCAAACUCAUCACUACCUGAGAUUACCUUUGGACUGGAGAACCAGCUUACGUCGCCUGCCCCGAAUGUCAGCUGCCAUGGGAAUAGCAUCAGCCUUUAUGGCCAGACUUACCCUGUUAUCGGGAUGAUCUACAACGCCAGGGUGACGGUCGUCGUUCCCGGAUCAAGCAAUACGACUGAUCUCUGCUCUUCGUCAACUGUCAAAGUGCCAGAGGGUGAAAAAGAGGUUUUCCUUGUAUUUGCUGCCGACACCAACUAUGAAGCCUCCAACGGGAAUUCCAAAGCCAGCUUUUCGUUCAAGGGGGAGAACCCGUACAUGAAAGUCCUCCAAACGGCGACCAAUGCUGCCAAAAAGUCCUACUCUGCACUCAAGUCAUCUCACGUCAAGGAUUACCAAGGCGUUUUCAACAAAUUUACCCUUACUCUUCCAGAUCCCAAUGGCUCAGCCGACCGUCCAACUACCGAGCUUCUGUCGUCUUACAGUCAGCCUGGAGACCCCUACGUGGAGAAUUUGCUCUUCGACUACGGUCGCUACCUGUUCAUAUCAUCAUCGCGACCAGGAUCCCUGCCGCCAAACUUGCAGGGUCUCUGGACGGAGUCGUAUUCUCCUGCUUGGAGCGGUGACUACCAUGCCAAUAUCAACCUACAGAUGAACCACUGGGCCGUUGACCAAACAGGACUAGGGGAGCUGACUGAGCCCCUCUGGACAUACAUGGCUGAGACAUGGAUGCCUCGAGGCGCGGAGACAGCAGAGUUGCUGUAUGGCACCUCGGAAGGUUGGGUGACGCAUGACGAGAUGAACACAUUCGGACACACAGCCAUGAAAGACGUCGCCCAGUGGGCCGACUACCCUGCCACAAAUGCAUGGAUGUCACAUCACGUAUGGGACCACUUCGACUAUUCUCAGGACAGUGCCUGGUAUCGCGAAACAGGCUACCCCAUUCUCAAAGGAGCAGCCCAAUUCUGGCUCUCUCAGCUUGUGAAAGAUGAGUACUUCAAGGACGGCACCCUAGUUGUAAACCCCUGCAACUCACCCGAGCAUGGGCCUACACUAACGCCCCAGACCUUCGGCUGCACCCACUACCAACAACUCAUCUGGGAACUGUUCGACCACGUCCUCCAAGGCUGGACCGCCUCCGGCGACGACGACACCUCCUUUAAGAACGCCAUCACCUCCAAAUUCUCCACCUUAGACCCAGGCAUCCACAUCGGCUCAUGGGGCCAAAUCCAAGAAUGGAAGCUCGACAUCGACGUCAAAAACGACACCCACCGGCACCUCUCCAACCUCUACGGCUGGUACCCAGGCUACAUCAUCUCCUCCGUGCACGGCUCCAAUAAAACCAUCACCGACGCCGUCGAAACAACCCUCUAUUCCCGCGGCACCGGCGUCGAAGACUCCAACACCGGCUGGGCCAAGGUAUGGCGUAGUGCCUGCUGGGCGCUCCUCAAUGUCACAGACGAAGCAUACUCCGAGCUCUCGCUUGCAAUUCAGGAUAACUUUGCCGAAAACGGAUUCGAUAUGUACUCCGGAUCACCUCCGUUUCAGAUCGAUGCUAAUUUCGGGCUUGUGGGAGCGAUGGUUCAGAUGCUUAUCAGGGACUCGGACCGUUCUAGUGCGGAUGCGAGUGCUGGGAAAACGCAGGAUGUGCUUCUUGGGCCAGCGAUUCCCGCGGCGUGGGGAGGUGGGAGUGUUGGUGGACUGAGACUAAGGGGUGGUGGUGUCGUGAGUUUCAGCUGGAAUGAUAGUGGAGUGGUCGAUUCAUGCAAGGCGGAUCUUUCUGCGAGAGGCAGUGAUGUCUCGCAGGUGAAAUUCUAUGUUGCGGGUGGUAGGGCGAUUGAUUGUUCGUCAUGA
This is a messenger RNA of Aspergillus niger, 2382 nucleotides long. RefSeq lists its product as uncharacterized. The coding region runs from base 1 to 2382 and encodes 793 amino acids. The record is from RefSeq and is a predicted model, not a curated record. Gene Ontology annotation, molecular function: alpha-L-fucosidase activity. The transcript is spliced from 6 exons. Lineage: Eukaryota; Fungi; Ascomycota; Eurotiomycetes; Eurotiales; Aspergillaceae. Gene Ontology annotation, biological process: carbohydrate metabolic process.